ACAAUAUACCGUAGUUGGUCGACCUGGUCACACUGUGCCGGAAUGUCAAUCAAAUGAAAACAAAAAAAGAAGCGGCGUGAAAAAAACUCAAAAUCUACUCAAAAUCAAUUUUAAACACAAUUUAAAUGCUGUGAAAAGGCGGCGCAGCAGCACCAUAGCAAAGCAAGUGUCGCCAAAAGCGGAAACGGCAAGCUGGAGACGCACUUUAUGGCCAAAAUGGGGAAGUGGAUGACCCCCGAAGAGGAGGCACGCCAAAAGUUCAUCAUGCGGGAACGGGAUCGCGAGCGGAAGCGCAUCAAGCGCAUGAAUCCCGAGUACCGCCAGAUGGAGAGAGAGCGGGACCGAUUCCGCAAGCAGACGCCAAGGCCCAGUUUGAUGACACCCGAGGAGGAGGCGCGCCACAAGUUCAUCAUGCGCGAGCGGGAUCGCGAAAGAAAGCGCAUCAAGCGCAUGAAUCCCGAAUAUCGGCGAAUGGAGCGCGAACGCGACCGAUUUCGCAAGAAGGCACGACGCUCGAACUUGACCCCCGAGGAGGAGCUGCGGCUGAAAAUGAUACAGCGGGAGAGAGAUCGCGAGAGGAAGCGCAUCAAGCGCAUGAAUCCCGAGUACCGGCGGCUGGAGCAGGAGCGCGAUCGGGACAGAAAGAAGGCGCGGAGGGCGAACGAGGCCUUCCGGCAGCUCGAGAAGCUGCGCGACAAGAUACGCAAGGACCGCAAGAAGGGACUCCUGGUGACCGAUCCCUCACAGCUCCCGCCCGAAUUCGCGGCCAUACUACCGCCAGUGCCUGUUGUCAAGCCCGAGGUUGGUCUGCCGCCAACCUCCCAGGGCCAGCAACAACAACAACAACAGCAGCUGCAGCAGCAACAGCAACAGCAGCCGCCACCCUCGCAUCUCCAGGAGCAGCAGCACCACCAGCUGCCGCACCAGCGGGGCCGCAACAUGUCGCAUGCGACGUCCGCGGCGAGCACUCUCACCCAGCUGACGCCGCCGGCCCACGCGACGCCCACGCACUUGCAGCAGCUCAACAAGCUGCAGCAGCUGUAUCCGCCGCGGUCGUUCGCGCACCCCGCCUUGCCCAUCACCAGCGUCACGCUGAUGCCGCAACUGUGCCACCCCAUUCUCCACCAGAAUCUGAGUGCCACGCUGUAUGCGGGCCCGAACGGCAUCAAGCAGGAGUACGGCCAAGAUGUGUCCGCCUCGGCCAUGGCCGCUGCCCAGGCGGCUGCUCUGGCAUCGCUACGGGGCCAGCAGCACACGCAGGACGAUCAGGAUAUGGCUCUCAACCUGGAGCCGGAGAUCAUACUGCAGACAGCGCCCGAUGUGAAUCCCGCCCAGCCACAGCAGCACCACUUCACUGCCCACCAGCAGCAGCAACAGCAGCAGCAGCACCAUCUCCAGCAGCAACAGCAGCAGCAGCAGCACUGCAACAUGUUCCAGCACAUGGCACCGCAGGCCCAUAUGCAGCACAUGAGAUCGGCGGCGCUGCCUCCGCCGCCACCCUCUGUGGCACUGCCGCCACCGCCACCACCAGCCACACAUCAGCAGCCACCGCCUCAACAGUUGCAGCAUCCGCAGCAGUGAAAGAUUCUCGCCUUUAGUUUUUAAGCUCAACGCUAGCCAGCUAAUCACAUUUCACACGUUCAUGUGCGCCUACAGUGGGUCUGGAAAGUGCCUCCACACCGGAAAAAGGUUCAACGCAAUGCCCACUCGGAACCCACUGUGCUUAGAGUUGUGAUUAAAUUGUUUUUGUGAUUCCUA
Molecule: messenger RNA, 1758 nt
Organism: Drosophila pseudoobscura
Lineage: Eukaryota; Metazoa; Arthropoda; Insecta; Diptera; Drosophilidae
Product: ataxin-2 homolog
Exons: 4
Coding region: 208-1581 (457 amino acids)
Source: RefSeq, a predicted model, not a curated record